AUGGGGUACAUCCUGCGCAUCAAAGAUAAAUCUGUGGCACAGCCAGACCACCAGAAAAGCUGGCAUUUUAUCAAGAAUGCCUUGGGAGCUUUGACCGAGAUUUGCCUCGGUGCACCUGAUCUGUGGGCCGUCCAGGCACUGAUUGGAAUGACAUUCUUCCUCCUAGGCACUCAAAGCGCUCAACCUUGCAGCUUCUUGAUCUCCACUGCCAUCAAUAUUGGUCAUCAAAUUGGACUUGAGAGGACCGAUGCAUACAGUUCGGCAUUAGAUCCUGAAGAAUUGGAGCAACGGCGGAGAAUAUUCUGGAUUUCAUACUGUAUUGAUCGAGAGAUCUCUCUUCGAUUUGGGUGCGUUCCUUCACAGAGGGACGAAGACAUCACGGUAAAUCUACCGACUGAAUUCCCUGCCGAUAAAGUUGGCCUAGUGCCCACGAGAGAUGACCGAGAAAGUUUUAACGUAUUCCGAUCCUGUUGCGAACUUGCCGUGAUCAAGGGUCACGUUUACAAGCGCCUCUACUCGGCUGCAGCGACGGACCGACCUCUCGCCCAGACAGUAGCUGCGGUUGCCUCGCUGGAUGAGGAACUCCAAAGAUGGAAAGCAGCCAUCCCGUCUGAGUAUCAACCGGACUCUCGGCUCCCUUUGCUAUUACCCCAAUCACCGGAGCUUGGGCUCCUUCUCCUAGCGCACUACUCAUACUUCAAUUGCAUCAUUUCAAUGCAUCACCUUAUCGUCACCCGGGAGCUCAUCAAGGGGAUGGACCUGACACAGAAAAUCGGCCUCUCCACGUUACCAACUCCACCGUCAAAUCAAAACGUAUUCAUGUCGGCGUCACUCUGCGCCCGAGCCGCGAGAGACUCGAUCCAUCUGAUGAAGUACAUGCCGGAGGGAAACAUCUCUAUCAUCGGAAUCCUCAUCCAUUACACGAUGGUCGCGUCGAAGACCCUCUCCUUCGGCAUCCUGCGCAACCCCAACGAAGCUUCUCGAGUCUAUGACGUGAAAUUAAUAGCCCAGGUGGAAACGUUCCUCUCGUCUCUCAUUCUAAGCACCCCUAAUGAAGGAGUAAAGCGGUUAGUUCAGUACUGCGCUCGGUACCGCUCCGUCGCGGAGGCCGCAAUCAAGCAGGCCGAGCAAGAGACUCAACAUUGA
Messenger RNA from Aspergillus melleus, 1146 nucleotides. RefSeq names its product fungal specific transcription factor domain-containing protein. The transcript has 4 exons. The record is from RefSeq and is a predicted model, not a curated record. NCBI's taxonomy places the organism in Eukaryota, Fungi, Ascomycota, Eurotiomycetes, Eurotiales, Aspergillaceae. Gene Ontology annotation, biological process: DNA-templated transcription. Gene Ontology annotation, molecular function: DNA binding; zinc ion binding. The coding region runs from base 1 to 1146 and encodes 381 amino acids.